AGAGCACCCGGGCGUGUCGUUCGUUCUCACACUCACACAAACUCUGGAAUUCACAUGUGGGGUGGGUGCUACUAGAGUUUUUUUUUUAACUAUAACUACCAGGCGGAGGCGUUGUGUGAUAUAAACAAAGAGAAAAAGAUGCACUAUUACAGAUAUGAAAAUGCAGAGGUCAGCUGUUGCUACAAAUACCUCAUGUUCAGCUACAACAUUAUCUUUUGGCUAGCCGGAACAGCGUUCAUUGCAAUUGGCUUUUGGGCCUGGAGUGAAAAGGGUGUUUUAUCAGAUCUGACACAAGUUACACGUCUACAUGGUUUUGACCCAGUUUGGGGGGUGCUUGUUGUGGGCACAGUCACUUUCAUUUUGGGAUUUGCUGGGUGUGUUGGAGCUCUCAGGGAAAACAUCUGCCUCCUUAAGUUUUUCGCUGGAGUCAUUGGCUUCAUCUUCUUCCUGGAGUUGACGGCUGCGGUGUUGGCGUUUGUGUUCCAGGGCCAAGUUAGGGAGUGGAUCAGUGAUUUCUUCUUGGCUAAUGUGAAGGCCUACAGGGAAGACAUUGACCUGCAGAACCUGAUCGACUCUCUCCAGAAACUGAAUCAUUGCUGGGGGGCUAAAGACCCCAACGACUGGAAUCUAAAUGUGUAUUUUAACUGCUCAGAGAGUAACCCCAGCAGAGAGAAAUGUGGAGUGCCGUUUUCCUGCUGCAUCAGCGACCCUGCUGAUACAGUGGUGAACACGCAGUGUGGAUAUGAUGUUAGAGCAUCUGGCACACCGUCUGAAUGGAGCAACACCAUUUAUGUCAAAGGAUGCAUGAUUGCUUUGGAGGAGUGGCUUCCACGCAAUCUCUACAUUGUGGCUGGAGUCUUCAUAGUAAUAUCAUUGCUACAGAUGGUGGGAAUCUUCUUGGCGAGGACGUUGAUUGGAGACAUUGAAAAAGUCAAGUUUAAUUAUUACUGAGCUCACAUUACUGAAAGGGAGACGUGCACCUCCUGUUAUUCUUCUGCGUCUCAUUUUGUGGAGAAGAGGACUCUGGACCAUUCACUGCACCACCUUUUCAGAAUUUCUAUAAACCACAUGUUAAAUACGCAGCUGCCUAAGUUUACCUGGAUAUUGUCACAUGUGUGCCUUGUCUCUUCAAGUUUACCUCCGGCCCACUCCCUAUUUUUAGUAGAAAUCUUUUUUUUUUUUUUUCAAAUCUUUUUUUUUAUAGGACUACCAUUAACCAAACAUUUGUAUUUUUGGGACCACUAUUAACCAAGCUGGUUGUACAUAGUGCCAACAUAACCUGUAAACUAACCUGAAAUGUAAUUUGUAAUGAUGAGAAGUCAACCAAACUUUGAUUCCUAAAAUGUAUCUAUAUGGUCCUGUUGCACACACUC
Molecule: messenger RNA, 1373 nt
Organism: Sinocyclocheilus anshuiensis
Lineage: Eukaryota; Metazoa; Chordata; Actinopteri; Cypriniformes; Cyprinidae
Product: tetraspanin-14-like
Exons: 9
Coding region: 139-951 (270 amino acids)
Cellular component (GO): plasma membrane
Source: RefSeq, a predicted model, not a curated record